GCCCAGCGCGCCGCAGCUUCCAGAGCGACUGCAGCGGCCUUCUGGAGAGGAGCCUCCAGGAGCUUGGGAACAGCCUGUCCGUGGAGGUGAACCCGGAUUCGCCAGCUACCAGCAGCACUCGCCCAAAGCCUGGCACAGGUGCUGCCCUGCUGGGCUCUCCGAAUCCGCUCCCACCCCAAAGUAGAGUGUUUGUGAACAUGGUCAAGACGACCGUGGAUCAUUUCCAGGAAGUCGCGGCAACCUCGAGGAGCCUUUCAGCAGCAGGCUACCGGCCCGUCCCACAUGUGCCAGUGUCUCGCAUCUCCACCAUGGAUGAGUUUCAGCAGAUACUGGAGAUGCUAAGACAAGCUGGUGCGACGGAGAUGCUUUUGAUCGGUGGCAACGACAUACGCGAGCGGCAGGAGCGAGGCGAGCUGUUAUACAGUAGUGUCGCCGAGCUUCUCCAGGCAGAGGGUCCUCGCCUGCAUGCUGCGGGCAUCCGCCUUAUAGCUCUGACUGGGCUGCUGGAUAGCCCCACGUGGCGAGGAUGGAACGAGGAGGUCGCCAGCAAGGUGCUCUUGGAAAAGGUGCGCCUUGGCUUGGAAGCCGGCCUUGAUGUUGAGGUGGUGUCGCAGUUUUGCUUCAACCCAUCCAAGCUGUUGCGCUGGCUGACGCGAAUGAACUCUGCCAUGGAG
This is a messenger RNA of Symbiodinium necroappetens, 674 nucleotides long. The record is from the annotation of a GenBank genome assembly. NCBI's taxonomy places the organism in Eukaryota, Dinophyceae, Suessiales, Symbiodiniaceae.